Peronospora matthiolae is the source of this 933-nucleotide messenger RNA. NCBI's taxonomy places the organism in Eukaryota, Oomycota, Peronosporomycetes, Peronosporales, Peronosporaceae. The record is from the annotation of a GenBank genome assembly.
AUGGACGCCAUGCCGAUCACAACCGCCCGCAUCAACAAGUUUUCCGGAACAAACUUCCAUACGUGGAAGUUCGAGAUGCAGAUGGUGCUGGGGGAGCGAGACCUGUGGAAUGUCGUGAGUGGGGAGGUGAAGCUUGAGCGCUGCGUGUCUACAUUGGACCAAGUAAAGUUCAAAAAGAAGUCACGUAAGGCACUGGCGAUCAUCUGCCUCACAAUGGAGGACUCGCAGUUGCCACUGGUGCGCUUGGCGGAGAAUGCGUAUGAUGCAUGGUCGCGUCUGGAGGGACACUACGAGAAGAAGAGCUUGGCUAAUAAGCUCUUUCUUUGUCGCCGUUUCUUCACGACAAUGAUGGGAGAAGGUGAUGACGUGCUAGAGCACAUCAACAAGCUCAAGACCCUGGCGGAGCAACUUGACGCGAUUGGUGCUCCGACCAGAAGUGCAAGGAGCAAGGUGGCGGAGUCGAUGGAUCCGUGCAUGGGCAAGACCAAGCGUUCAUGUCAAGAGACAACAAGUGAAACUAACGACCAGGAAAGAAGACUGGUGCGUGCCACAAGUGUGGGAAACAAGGACAUUGGAUCGCGGAGUUCCCCUCGCGGAUCCAAGAAGACGCGGAACGACAUCAAUUCCAGCCACAUGACGAGCUCCAAGAAGUUCGUGAAGAACUACAAGGUCUUCAAUCCGGUCGAUGUGCACUUGGCAGACGAUGGUGUCGUUGAAGAGAUCGGAAAAGGCGACAUCAUGAUUUCAAUGAAGACGCCACGCGGUACCAAGAAAGGUGUGCUCAGGGCGUGUGGCAAAUCCCGAUGUUAUCGCGUAAUCUGUUCUCCGUGGACGAAAGGUGUCAAGUCGAAGCUCGGUGCUCGCGAAGGCAAAGGGAUUUUCAAACUCUGCAUGACGCCAGAAGCGUCUAACGAGGCAAACGUGUCAAGUUGA